Messenger RNA from Bipolaris oryzae ATCC 44560, 2058 nucleotides. RefSeq lists its product as uncharacterized. Lineage: Eukaryota; Fungi; Ascomycota; Dothideomycetes; Pleosporales; Pleosporaceae. The transcript is spliced from 5 exons. Gene Ontology annotation, biological process: DNA-templated transcription; regulation of DNA-templated transcription. Gene Ontology annotation, molecular function: DNA-binding transcription factor activity, RNA polymerase II-specific; DNA binding; zinc ion binding. The record is from RefSeq and is a predicted model, not a curated record. The coding region runs from base 1 to 2058 and encodes 685 amino acids. Gene Ontology annotation, cellular component: nucleus.
AUGCGAUCCACGCUCGCAUGUCGAUGGUGCCGGAAGUCCAAAGUUAAAUGCUCGCAGCAUGAUGGUGAUAAGCCAUGUAAGCUUUGUGUACGAGCAGGGCGCACCCGCGAUCAGUGUGUCCUUGAGCAGCCCCCACCCAAGUCCAGGAGUCCUCGCCGACAGAUACUCAGAGCUAAUGCGAACCGUACGAGUCUCAACACUGUCGAGAACAGUGCUUCUGAGGUUGCGAGAGCAAGCCAUGCUCAACGGAGAGACUAUUCCGCAUAUUCAUACAAAGACGAACCACUAUUUCGUUGUGUUGCUGACCAGAUGAUUACCGAUGUUGCUGAUGCCUUUACGAGAAAGUUCCCUGAGUUGAGCUUCGUACACUUGGCCGAUUUCAUGCAACAGCUGCGGACAUCACCAAAGCGUAUUCUGGUUAUCAAGCUUGCUGCUAUCUUUGCUCUGUGCGUUCGGCUGAUUGAAUCAUCGCCACUGCAGGGCCAGAGUCCACGUGCAGCAAGCCAACAGUAUGCCACAUUCGUUCAGCGGAAUAUAUGGCCACAGAUUUUAAAUCAACCAGACGUGGACGCGAUCCAUUGUCUGCUUCUCAUCGCGCAGUAUGAAUGGGGCGAGGGCAAUGGCUUUGCGACAUGGAUGUACACUGGUAUGGCAACUCGCAUGUUGCAAGGUUUGCAAGCAAGAUCAGAAACAUCACUGCUGUCUGAAGAAAGUGCCUCGCAGAGCGAUCAAAGCCGAGAGACAGUCUCCCAACGUGAGAUCCAGCGACGCUCCAUCUGGGCUUGCUUCAUUAUGGAUCGUACGAUGAGCUGUGGCAAAGACCGUCCGGCUACUCUUCAUACGAAGGAAGUGUCUAUAUAUCUACCCGCGACCGAAGAUGAUUUUGAUCUGGGAAUACCAACCUCGGAGCCCCUUAUGUACUCACAGCUCGUAGAGCGGAAUCUCGGUCGCCCUGAUAAGACUUUCAAGAUAGGCGAUUAUUAUACGGUGACAAUACGAAGCAUGGAUAUUUUCGCUCAUGAGUGCGAGUGGGUAACCAAUGGAGGGCGCCGCCAAGCGUCUGCACUUGGAUCGUGUCCAUGGCAGGCAGAAUCACCAUGGCAUAAAAUCAAGACUGAGGUCAUCGAGUGGCGAAAAAUGUUACAUGAACGACUGCAAUAUCCGCAAACGGCAGUAUCUCUAUACGUUCACAGAAGAGAAGCAGAGCGGUUCGUAUAUUUGAAUCUGAUCCACUAUCUCAGUGUGUUAAUUCUCUAUCGAGAAUACCUACCAUUCAUCCCUUCAUAUCUUUCAGAAGUUCAAGGCCCUGUCGAACCGCCGCUUUUAACGCAAGUGGCUCCUGCGGGUUGGUGGAGCGAAUACACGACCAUACUGUUCGAUGCAGCCACACAAAUAACUAACCUCAUAGAGGAUCUGAAGGCUGCGGGCAUAUUAUUACAUACGCCUAUCGUAGGGUAUAGUGUAUUCUCUGCAGCAAGCAUGCAUGUUUUCCUUGCCGCAUUUCCAUGGGCCGACCCAAGGUCAAGUACACGGUUAGACGCUGAGAAGCUAGUGGACCAAGAUCUACAAUAUCUCCACGACUUCGCUCAGAUAUGGCCUUUGGGCACAACCUGGUUGCAAGUUACUCGCCAAACACAGAGAUUGUACCGGCGUAUUGUUCUAGAGGGGUCGUACUGUCAGUACCAGAAAGAUGUUGUCAAGCUCAGAAAGACCAUUGAGCAGUAUGGAACGCUUUCUGCUUCCCAACCCAGCAACGAAAACGAACUGGAACGGAACGACAUCGAAAACCUGGUCGUGGAGUCAACAUCGCCAAUGGCGAGUGUUGAGGACGGCAUAGGAAGUAGCUAUUGUGGAACUGUCCAAGAUCUUCCGAGUAGCUCUUCUUGUAACUUCCAAUCACCACUUCCAGUGGUAAACCCAGGGGAACUGCACGAGCACCAUAGUAACGCUUUUGUUAAUGACUGGAGCACAUGGGGACAAGAGUCUCUCAUGGGUCAGCAGCACUUUGGCAACACUUUGAACUUUCCCGAUCUAUCACAAAAUUGGGAUGAGCUCUAG